Tripterygium wilfordii is the source of this 578-nucleotide messenger RNA. RefSeq names its product heat shock factor-binding protein-like. The transcript is spliced from 5 exons. Gene Ontology annotation, cellular component: cytosol; nucleus. Bases 119 to 379 code for a protein of 86 amino acids. The record is from RefSeq and is a predicted model, not a curated record. Gene Ontology annotation, biological process: cellular heat acclimation. Lineage: Eukaryota; Viridiplantae; Streptophyta; Magnoliopsida; Celastrales; Celastraceae. Gene Ontology annotation, molecular function: transcription corepressor activity.
CCAUGGUUCUGUAACUCGCACUCAAAUUCUCGGGCUCCAGUCUACGGAGAGCCAUUCUUCGUCCGAAGCUGCCGUAAGCAACCAAUCAAGCAGGGCCUUCGCAAGCAAGACUGCUAAAAUGGAUGGACACAAUGCGGAAGAUCCUAAGCAGAGCACUGCUGAUAUGACCGCUUUUGUGCAAAAUCUUCUCCAGCAGAUGCAAUCCAGAUUUCUGGCAAUGUCUGAGUCCAUCAUCACAAAGAUAGAUGAGAUGGGAAAGAGGAUAGAUGAGUUGGAGCACAGCAUCAAUGAUCUCAAAGUUGAGAUGAGUGUAGAGGGCUCCCCAUCUCCUUCAGCCCCCGUCAAGCAAAAGGAAGAAGCUAAGACACCCGAUGAUUAAGCUAACUUUGGUAACACCAUAUACUUUGUUGAAUUGAAUGAAGGGAUCUACAUCAGGAUUCCUUUUCCUUCUUCCUUCUUCUUUUCCUCAUUUAUAAUAUAUAACUAGAAUUUUUUGCUUCUGAGGUUGCAUGAAAUUAAGCCUUUGAACCUUAUUUUGUGAGUAAUUUAUGGAGCAUUAUGGGUGCCUUGUUUUUUUU